Molecule: messenger RNA, 525 nt
Organism: Spirodela intermedia
Lineage: Eukaryota; Viridiplantae; Streptophyta; Magnoliopsida; Alismatales; Araceae
Source: the annotation of a GenBank genome assembly
AUGGGCAGGGACCCGCAGAAACUUAUCAAAUAUGGAACAUCCCCUUCACCACUUGAGGCCAUCGAUCAACUACUCAGGGAACGAGAUGCUAUCCUUAAGAUUUUGAAAUUCAACAUGCACAAGGCACAAGUGAGUAUGAAAUUUAAUACAGAUAAGCAUUGUUGAGAAGUGGAAUUAGAGGUGGGUGAUUUGGUCUUUCUCAAGAUCAAACUAUACAGAAUGAAAUCUCUGGCGAAAAAGGAAAACGAGAAGUUAAACCCCCACUAUUUUGGUCCGUAUCCUAUUAUGGAAAGAAUUGGACCAGUGGCAUAUAAACUCCAAUUGCCCGACCAUUCAGCUGUUCAUCCAGUGUUCCAUAUAUCCCAACUUAGGAAGACACUAAGAACAGACAACAGAAGCCAACCAAUUCCCCCCACACUAUCAGAAGAACAAGAAUGGAUACACAUUCCAGAUGGCAUAAAAGCUCACAGGUCGACUCCUCAAGACACAGAUUUUAGUUUCAUGGAAACAUCUUCCAGAGUUUGA